GUGCAAGGCUUCUAAUAACAUCCAAGCAACAUGAGCGCCCCUUCACCGGCCAGCCUGCGCCACGAUGCAGCCUCGCGGGCAGCGUCUACAUCCACCACUGCACCACCUCCAUGAUCCGUCCUCCGACGUCUGUUUCCACACUGUCGACCCUCGAAUUCCUCGCACCGACAUGUCGAACGAGCUGCAGAAGCCGCGCUUCUGAUGAGAUCGCGCCUCAGCCAUGGCCUUCUUCCGCCUUUUGCAGCGCACACCGGACGGCGACAUCGUCUUUCGCGAACCUACCAGCGGCCGUGUCCCUGCCUACGCAAUACUCUCUCAUACAUGGGGGAAAGAUGAGGUCAUCUUACAGGACAUGGAAGCCAACGCGGGCAUGGACAAGGCUGUGAGCAAAGCUGGGUGGAGGAAGAUACAGUUCUGCGCGGACCAGGCCGCAGCUGAUGGACUGCACUACUUUUGGAUAGACACAUGCUGCAUCGACAAGAGGAACGCGGUCGAGCUCGGCGCGGCGAUCAACUCCAUGUUUCGGUGGUACCAGAACGCUUCGCGCUGCUACGUGUACCUUUCGGAUGUAUCUAAAUCGGAGGGAGCGGGUGGCGAGAAGGCAUGGAAAGAGGCUUUCAGGACAAGUCGAUGGUUUACACGCGGUUGGACGCUUCAAGAACUCAUCGCACCAAGGCUGGUAGAAUUCUUCAGCUCAGAGGGUGAGCGACUUGGCCACAAACUGGUGCUUGAGCCUGAGAUACACGAGAUCACGGGCAUCCCGGAGAAAGCUCUCCGAGGCGAUGCGCUGUCGAAUUUUAGCAUCGAAGAACGGAGAUCCUGGGCCGAGCGCCGCAAUACUACGAUUGAAGAGGACGGGGCGUACUGUUUGAUUGGAAUCUGCGGCGUCUCUAUGGUGCUAAAUUAUGGGGAGGGGAGAAACCAUGCAUUUAGUCGGCUGGAGAAGGAAAUCCAUAGCAUGUAUAAGGGUGUCGACUUUGAACAAUUUGCCGUCCAACUCAACCUUGCGUCGCUUCCUGAAGCUGCACGAUUUGUUGCUAGGGAGGAGGAGCUGGCGAAGAUGCAUGACCUGCUUGAUGGUCAUGGUCAUAGUAGCCGAUCAGCAGUCGUCCUUCACGGACUUGGAGGGAUUGGAAAGACUCAGCUGGCAAUUGAAUACAUCAGACGGCACAAGGAAAAACAUACAGCGAUAUUCUGGUUGAAUGCGAACGAUGAAGACUCUCUCCGGCUCAGCUUUCGCAACAUCGCUCAGCAAGUCCUAAAGUAUCACCCCUCGACUGGAAUGCUCAGCGAUUUAGACUUGGAAGGGGACCCCGACCGAGUGGUCGAUGCAGUCAAAACGUGGCUCGAUCUUCGGAAUAAUACGCGCUGGCUGAUGGUCUUCGAUAAUUACGACAACCCCCGAACCCCUGGUAGUUCCGACCGCUCGACAGUAGAUAUACGUCGAUACCUGCCAGAAAGUGACCACGGCUCGAUCAUCAUCACAACGCGUUCAGCGAGAGUUAGCCAAGGCCAGCAUCUCCACGUCCAGAAGUUGACAGGCCUAGAGGACGGGCUCAAGAUCUUGGCGAACAUGUCCAGAAGGGAAGGCAUUGAAAAAGAUCCUGAUGCGAGAGCGCUCGUCUCGCAGCUCGAUGGCCUACCUCUUGCUCUCUCCACAGCCGGGGCUUAUCUAGAGCACGUGACCACCGGCUUCGCGGAGUAUGUUCGGCUAUACGAGGCAUCCUGGUUGAAGCUUCAGAGGACAAGUCCAACAUUAAAUUCAUACGAAGACCGAUCACUGUACACGACAUGGCAGGUCACUUUCGAUCGGAUUCGAGAACAAAAUGCGGCAUCGGCCCAGUUGCUCAAGCUGUGGGCCUAUUUCGACAAGCAAGACAUGUGGUUUGGACUUCUUCGACAUGCAUGCUAUACGGACGAUGAGUGGAUACAGAAGCUUACCGAGGACGAACUGAGUUUUAACGAGGCAGUUCGUUUGCUAUGCGAGUACGGUCUAGCUCACCCAGAGCCUUCACUUGGACAGCGGUUUGGGUCGGAAGGGUAUGGAGUGCAUAGCUGUGUGCACUCAUGGGCGAUCUCUGUCUUGAAUAGCGAAUGGGACAAUGGCCUAGCACGGCUAGCUCUGACUUGUGUGGCAUCUGAAGUUCCUAGCACGGAUGUAGACAAGUGGUGGCUCCUUCAGCAGCGGCUUCUUCAACAUGUUGCAAGACAUGAGCAGUUCACCAUGAAUGGCAACGUCGAUGUUGAGGGAAUGGAAUGGGCAUUGCACAGUCUGGGUGACCUCUAUACCGACCAAGGCAGGCUGGCGGAGGCGGAGGCCAUGCUGGCGGAGGCGGAGGCCAUGUACAAUCGGGCGCUGCAAGGCUAUGAGGAGGCUCUUAGGCCCGAGCUUCUGUCGUCGUAUUUGCCAGCAUUGAACACAAUGUUCUCUUUCGGUGACCUUUACGUGCGGACAGGUCGUGAAGACAUAGCGAAGAUAAUGUAUAGUCGGGCAUUGGCUGGAUACACAGCUGUCCAAGGGCCUUCUUCAGAAUGGUGUAAACAGCUUGAAGAUCGACUUCAAGCGUUACAAGUUGCAUCUAUUGAGCCGAAUGAAGACCAAGCUGAGUCUAUAGAGAUGGAAGCGCCGAAGUCGAGGUCUCUAAAGCGCGUAUUCCGCAAGCUGGGAAGGCGGUUGGGCGCAGGAUAG
This is a messenger RNA of Lindgomyces ingoldianus, 2689 nucleotides long. Its product is annotated as HET-domain-containing protein. Gene Ontology annotation, molecular function: protein binding. NCBI's taxonomy places the organism in Eukaryota, Fungi, Ascomycota, Dothideomycetes, Pleosporales, Lindgomycetaceae. The record is from RefSeq and is a predicted model, not a curated record. The transcript has 4 exons. Bases 221 to 2689 code for a protein of 822 amino acids.